GUGAACUUUUGCUUUGCACGGAUCCCAGAAUUUCUUAGACCGAAAAUUCGCGUCAAAAUCAGCAACGGCAAAAGCACAAAAAAAAAACAACUACAAUUAGUGAGGGAGGCAGAAAAUUCCUGUCCAAAACAAAAAGCAGCGAUAAAUUAUAAACAUAAAGUGUUGGGCAGUAAUUGAUUGAAUUGUUUCAAAACGCAAAAAGUAUUCCAUUCCAACAAAGCUAAAUCGUAUCGUAUUUUUGUGCUGAAAAUGAAGCCCACAAAGAACUCAACGCUGGAAGUCAUCUCACCCAAAGUACACGUGGACGAUGAGUACAUUGAGACGGACUACGAUUAUCAAACUUCGCAUGUUAAACGCAGUGCCGGCGGCCAAAUUCAGGUGCACCCGCAGACGACGUCGCUGAAGAUACGCACUGGUCGCCAUGUGCCCAAGCUGGGCGUCAUGCUCGUCGGCUGGGGUGGCAACAAUGGCUCCACUCUGACCGCUGCCCUCGAGGCCAAUCGUCGCCAGCUGCAGUGGCGCACCAAGGGAGGAGUGCAGCAGGCCAAUUGGUUUGGUUCCAUCACCCAGGCGUCGACUGUGUUCAUUGGCUCUGAUGAAGCAGGCAGCGAUGUGUAUGUGCCGAUGAAGGAACUGCUGCCUAUGGUGGAACCGAAUGACAUUGCUGUCGAUGGCUGGGACAUCAGUGGCUAUCAUUUGGGCGAUGCCAUGCGACGUGCCGAGGUGCUGGAUGUGGGACUCCAGGAGCAGCUCUAUGAGCAGUUGUCGGCGUUGAAGCCACGUCCUUCCAUCUACGAUCCGGACUUUAUUGCCGCCAAUCAAUCGGAGCGUGCCGAUAAUCUGAUCAAGGGCACCAAGCUGGAGCAGUACGAGCAAGUGCGUCGCGAUAUUCGUGACUUUAAGCAGCGCAGCGGCGUCGAGACUGUCAUUGUGUUGUGGACUGCGAAUACGGAACGCUUCUGCGAUGUGAAAGCGGGUCUGAAUGCCACCAGCAAGGAGCUGCUGGCCUCACUGCAGGCCAACAAACCGGAGGUGUCGCCAUCGACCAUCUUUGCCAUGGCCAGCAUUGCUGAAGGCUGUACUUAUAUUAAUGGCUCGCCGCAAAACACUUUUGUGCCUGGCCUGAUUGAGUUGGCGGAGGAGAAGCAGGUUUUCAUUGCCGGCGAUGACUUCAAGUCGGGUCAAACCAAGAUCAAGUCGGUGCUGGUUGAUUUCCUGGUGGGCGCCGGCAUUAAGCCUGUGUCCAUUGUUAGCUACAAUCAUUUGGGUAACAACGAUGGCAAGAAUCUCUCGGCACCGCAGCAAUUCCGCUCCAAGGAGAUCUCGAAGAGCAAUGUCGUCGACGACAUGGUCGCAUCCAACAAUCUGCUGUAUGCACCCAACGAGCAUCCCGACCAUGUGGUCGUCAUCAAGUAUGUUCCCUAUGUGCGCGACAGCAAGCGUGCCAUGGAUGAAUACACCUCCGAGAUCAUGAUGGGUGGCCACAACACCUUGGUCAUCCACAACACGUGCGAGGAUUCCCUCCUGGCCACUCCGCUCAUCCUCGAUCUGGUCGUACUCGCCGAACUGAGCUCGCGCAUCCAGCUGCGCAGUGCCGAGCGUGAGGCAGCUCCAUGGGUGCCCUUCAAGCCGGUGCUCUCGUUGCUCAGCUAUCUGUGCAAGGCGCCGCUGGUGCCACGUGGCUCCCAGGUGGUCAACUCGCUGUUCCGUCAGCGUGCCGCCAUUGAGAACAUCUUGCGUGGCUGCAUCGGUCUGCCGCCUAUCUCCCAUCUAACCUUGGAGCAGCGGUUUGAUUUCUCCACCAUUACGAAUGAGCCGCCACAGAAGAAGGCCAAGCUGCUCGGUCAGAACUGCGCCGUGGAGUCCAGCUCGAAGCUGCAGGCCAAUGGACACACUAAUGGCACCGCCAAGCUGGCCGCCAAUGGGAAUGGACAUUAAGGAUGUUAAGCAAAAGAACAGUAUGCUACAUGAGAAAAUUGUAGUAUAUAUAUCCUAUAUAUAUAACGUUUACAUAUAUAUCAUAUAUGAAUAUACAUAUAUGUAUUUGUUAGAUUACAAACUAAUCUUAAGUUACACUUAUCAAAUAAACUUCAAACCACCUAAAA
Molecule: messenger RNA, 2105 nt
Organism: Drosophila nasuta
Lineage: Eukaryota; Metazoa; Arthropoda; Insecta; Diptera; Drosophilidae
Gene: Inos
Product: Inositol-3-phosphate synthase
Exons: 4
Coding region: 250-1938 (562 amino acids)
Biological process (GO): inositol biosynthetic process; phospholipid biosynthetic process
Molecular function (GO): inositol-3-phosphate synthase activity
Source: RefSeq, a predicted model, not a curated record